Molecule: messenger RNA, 2658 nt
Organism: Aspergillus mulundensis
Lineage: Eukaryota; Fungi; Ascomycota; Eurotiomycetes; Eurotiales; Aspergillaceae
Product: transcription factor domain-containing protein
Exons: 10
Coding region: 1-2658 (885 amino acids)
Biological process (GO): DNA-templated transcription
Cellular component (GO): plasma membrane
Molecular function (GO): acetate transmembrane transporter activity; DNA binding; zinc ion binding
Source: RefSeq, a predicted model, not a curated record
AUGUCCCUCGAACCCAACAACCCCGAAAAGGUAAACCGCAUCCUCGACCGCGACCCCAACGUAACAAUCUUCCUGCGCCCCAUCGCCGCCCCCGCCGCCCUCGGCCUAGCAGGCUUCGCCGGCUCAACCUGGAUCACCGCAACCUGGAUCGCGAACUGGUGGGGGUCCCCCGAGUCCCCGACGAUCUUCUUUCCCUUCGUUGCGUUCUGGGGCGGCCUGGGCCAGUUCAUCGCGGGGCUGUAUGGGUACGGGGCUAGGGAUACGCUGAUCACGGUGAUCCAUGUGCUGUGGGGGAGUUUCUGGAUGAGUAUCGGGGUGCUUUAUUUGCUUGUUGCAACCGGCGCCCUCCCCCCGCACCCGAUAGACGAGCACUUCCCCGAGCUGGCGUCGUGGUUCAUCGUGCUAACCUUCUUCACCUGGUCUGCUGCCAUCGCCUCCACAGCCCGCGACCUCGUCCUCUGCGGUGUGCUCACCUCCCUCGCAAUCGGCUCCACAAUCGCCUGCUGCCUCUUCGCGUACGGAACCGGCGUCGGCACCGGCAUGAAGGCCGCCGCGUACUUCUGGAUCAUCAGCUCGAUCUUGGCGUGGUGGCGCGUGACUGUGUAUCUCGUCGAAGAGGCGUUUGGGCAGCAUGCCCUGCUGAAGUUCUUCCCUAUCUUUAGGACGCGGAUUGAGGGGAGGCGGCCGUUGUUGGCGCCCGGCUUUGGGGAGCCCGGUGUUAAGAGGGGGAUGCCGGGGCUUACAAUUAAUGGAGGAACGGAUGGUGUAGCCGCUGCCAGGCAAAAAAGUGGAGUCGAAGAUAGGGAUGUCCUCUCUAAGAUUCUUGCCCGGCUGGACCGGCUGGAGAGACAUUGCCAGCUGAGCUAUGAUCGCGUGGACGAAGCCGAGUUGGAUCAAGACGAGGAGAUGGACCUUGAAGAGGAAAGGGAAGAUGAAACCAUGGAUAUGGAUGCGUCCGUCUCAUCUCUCAGGUCUGAUCUGCGUGUUCUCAUCGACACUCGCUCGACAAUGCUGGACUAUGCUCCUACGUAUCCUCCGGCCGGACCUACGACAGCACGGGAGGCGUGGGAGAGACUGAAGAACCCAGAUACCCGACCACGGCUAAUUUCCGAUACAUUCUCCCAUAUGCGGGGCAUCGAAGGGGCGCUUUUCAAGAGUCAAGCCUGCAUCGACGCGAUCGAGGCCGUCGUCGAUCAUGUCGAUUUUGAACCGGUGACUGGAAGUGCAAGUGCAAGCCAGGACCCCAGUCCGUCCCCGAUACCGGUACCCAUGUCCAGAAAAACCGCUCGCCAGUGCAUAGAAACAUAUUUCGCCCAGUACCAAUUCCCGGGCUUCCGCGUCCCCCUGGAGAAAUCCUUCCUCCUCUCCAUCCCGGAGCUGCUCGAGAUCCCGCACGUUCAGCUUGAUUAUCCGUCGCGGAUCAUCUACUACACGGUCCUGCUGCAUGGGCUUCUUGUGGGGAUGACCGAUGGCAAUAUAUCUGGUGUGACAACCGCAGAUACUGAAGCGCUCACAAAGCAGAUAACGGCCCUGUGCAUCGAUCUUGCAGAGCGCUGGAUGGAAGCGUGUAAGAUGGAGGAUAGUAUCACGCCAUCUCAGGCGGAUUUGUCGGCAGCGUGCUUUACGGUGUCAACGGCCCUCGAAACAGGCAACAUCGAUCUUUCCUGGAAGAUGCUCGCGCACGCCUGCCGCGUUUCUAGAGCACUGGGGUAUUUCCGGAUCGACGGGCCAGCACCAUACCCCUCUACAUCCGCAACGGAUGCAGACGCCCUCGAGCGAAACCGCAAACGCUUCGAGUUCUGGCAUCUCCUGCGCAUGGACUGCAUGUUCCGCUUGUCCUUGGGCACACGGGCUCUCAUCCGGAAUGGCGAGUGGGCUGUGAACUUUCCGGAUAGUCCGGGGAUUGUUCCUUCCCAGGCACAUCGUACGGAUGCAGACAGAGAGGGAACGGAGACUGAGGAGAAGGGCACCCACGUAGUUGAGAUCCACUUUCUCGCUAGUAUGCGCGUGGCACUUGUGAUGCUGCGGUACUUGGACGUUGUCGAUCCGUCUGGGUCUGGAACUGCGUUACCGGUAGAAGGCAUUGAUCGGGAGUUGGCCAGUGCCCUUAUUACUGAGGUUGAGGCUGCGUUGGCGCUUUGGAGGCCGGAUGAGCUCCUCUCCAGCAAAACCACGCACAUCGACUCGUGGCUCUCGGUGGAUAUGCUGCUUGGGUGCUACAAGAUGCUUAUCAUACUCGACCAGGCGAGGCAACGGGGCGGGCACCAGGAUGAUGAAAUUGGAAAUUGUGGAAGGCUAUCCGCGUACACUGUCGACACUGCCCGACGGUCUCUGAAGACAUUUCGAUCGUUCAUGUACGCGGGGAGAUACGAGUAUGCGCGUUGGGGCGUUAGUCUAGUUAUGCUCCACCAGUUCGCCCCUCUGCUUAUACUGUGCAUUGAGAUGAUCAACAGUAACGGCAACACCACCCCCAAAAGCGCAGAUGACUCAACCAAACACGAAGAAGACCAUGCAUUACUCCACUGGGUCGGAACAUUCGUUCAUAAAACUGCUGAACGGCGAGACGAGCUGAGACAUGUUACCACCAUGAUGCGGACGAUGGUACUAGCGUGUCAAGAGAAAGGACUAGGACCCCAACUACCAGGCACCCUAGAAUAA